Messenger RNA from Phytophthora sojae, 1257 nucleotides. RefSeq lists its product as hypothetical. Lineage: Eukaryota; Oomycota; Peronosporomycetes; Peronosporales; Peronosporaceae. Gene Ontology annotation, biological process: protein N-linked glycosylation. Gene Ontology annotation, cellular component: membrane; oligosaccharyltransferase complex. The transcript has 2 exons. Bases 1 to 1182 code for a protein of 393 amino acids. The record is from RefSeq and is a predicted model, not a curated record.
AUGGCGCUCUCGUGUCGGCUGCUGGCCGCGUGCGGCGCCGCGUUGCUGCUGCUGUCGGCGUCGGUGGACGCCGCGCUCAAUGUGAACAUGAAGCUGGCCUCGUCGCGCGUGGCGCUGACCGCGGACGCGCUGGAGGUGGCCGUCGUGGUGACGCCUAAGCAGCCCAAGCUCAAGCAGCUGACGCUCGAGACGCUCGUGGACACGACGGGCGCCGCCGUGCUCUCCGGCCUGACCCUCAAGGGCGACGGCAGCAAGUUCGUGACCAAGCUGGCGGGCGACAACAAGCUGCAGGCCGGCAUGUACAAGCUCAAGGUGUCGGCGGUCGACGAGGAGAGCAAGGAGAGCGCCUAUGAGGUGCUGCAGCUCAAGGUGACCACGCCUGUGCAGGUGGCGAGCGCCAAGGUGAACGGCAAGACGCUGAAGCAGGGCGACAAGCUCUCGGGCCAGGACUUCAACGCGGCCGCCGAGGACGAGCUCAAGAUGGAGGUGACGCUGCAGCAGACGCACGACAAAACGCCCGUCGUGGCGCACCAGGCGUUCCUGCGCUUCACGCACGCCACCGAGAAGACGGAGACGUACUUCGUGCUCACAGCCGACGCAGGCCUCAAGCACAGCACGACGCUGCAGUUCGCCGCGCUCAGCAAGAAGUUCGGCUAUAACUCGGGCAAGCACCACGUGGAGCUCAUCCUGGGAGCGUCCACCUUCGAGAAGGCGAUCGUGUGGGACCUCGGCAACGUGGAGCUGCAGCUUGGCGCGGCCCCGCCUGAGACGCCGUCCCCGCUCUACAAGAAGCACCUGCUGUACGAGAGUGACACGACGCUCCAGGCGCUGCCCGAGAUCCAGCACGUGAUGCGCGAGCAGGACCCACGGCCGCCCGUGGCCGUGUCGCUGGCCUUCACGGGCGCCGUGCUGGCCCCGCUGGCCUUCUUCUUGCUGUUUGUGGCGCGUCUGGGGCUCAACGUGAAGCGUCUGUUCGAGGGCUCUGUGUUCGUUUUUGGCUCCGUGUUCCUGGCGUCUCUCGGUGGCAUCUUGGCCCUGUUCGGCCUCUACUGGCUGGAGCUGACCAUGUUCCGCACCCUGGGCUAUCUCAGCGUGCUGGGCUCCGUGAACCUCUGGUCGGGCCACCUGACGCUCAAGCGUCUCGCCGAGGCUCCCGCCAAGAAGACCACCAAGGUCGAAUAGAUGGAGCAGCAGCACAAGAAAGUGCUGCCCCGUAGGGACAGCAUGAGCACGAUGAAAUGAAAUGCGAGUUUGUGU